AUGGAAUAAUCAAUUGUCUCCUCUAAGAGCUAAAUUCAGCAGGCAAAGCUGCGACUCACAAAGACAGAAAAUCAAGUAUACUUGGAGUUGUUUCAGUAAUAUGCAGAGCCUCAUGAAGCUAAGCCAGACAAAGUAAGCUCUCAGAGUUUAAUGCAAAUUUAGAUGAUAGUUAAGUAGCAAUAAGUAAAGGUCUUAUUUGAUUAGUCUGGGUUGCCAAGUAGAAUAUUGAUGAAGGUAUAUGAUAUGGCUAGUGAUCCAACUAAGGACUAUCUAGAUAAAGCUUAAUUUAUGAAAGCACUCAAACUGAUAGCUAUUUAUCAGUAGCAUAAAUCAUUUGAUAAGGUUGAUGAGUUAAUUGGUUCAUCAAAAGUCUCACUAGUUAAAUUUUAGAAUUAAAACAGCAAAUAAUCUGACAACUCGUUGUUAUCAGCGUCCUUAAACUCCUAAGCAUUAAUGCAACUUGAAAAUGAGUGUAAAGUACAAUAAGAAAAAAAGAGUGAUCUCUCAAUGCAAAAAUCAUAGCAGCAGAAAUAAAUGCAUUACGAGGAAAAUAAAUUGGAGAAUGUGAGUUUAAAUGAGCCAUAUUAAAGCUAAUAAAUUAUGCAGCAGUUUAAAUUUCAAGAAUUCAAAGCAGACAUUUAGUAACACCUUGCCGUUCACGAAGAUAAAAAUUAUAUCAUGAAGUAUGAAGAAGGUGAGGAUGAAAUUGAAAGAUAAUAAAUGCCCACUUUCAAUCAUCAAACGCUUAAUCUUAAUAUGAGGAGUAACAGUUAUGAUGAUGAUUUGGUUGUAACAAUUUUGGAGAGCUAGCAAAUAUCUUCUGGAUACUUUGGAAUGUCCUCAUACACGCAGUAUAAAAUCUAGACCACAUCUAAACUUGCAAACUAUGAUAUGAAUAAAAUCUAUGAAGUGUUAAGAAGAUUUAGUGACUUUGAAUGGUUGUAUUAAAUCUUGGUAGACAAUCCAACGUACAAAGGCUUAAUGAUUGCUCCACUACCUUAAAAGAAGUAUAUGGGCAACUUAGACAAUACAUUUAUAGAGAAGCGAAGACUCGAAUUAGAAAAUUUCUUGAAAUUAAUAGCUACACACUCUACUCUCAAGAUGGACUAGCACCUUAAAGCAUUCUUGACAUUACCAAGUGAGGAAUUUUUGAACUAUCAGAGUAACCCGAGUAAAUUUGAAAAAGUAAUGGGCUUGCUUUAGGUGCUGCCUAGUAUAUAGAAUUUAAGCUUGGAAUCAAUUACAGAUGCUGUUUAGACUUCUUAUGUUUCAGUUAAAAACGAUUAUACUCUGCUGAAUGAGCCAAAGGAAUUGCAGUUUGAAAAGGGCGAUUAAAAUAUCAAAGAGGAGGAAACACAAAAUAAUCAUCUGAUUGUGUCAAAGACUGCAAAGUACCUAAGGAAAUAAAAGGAUGCUUAGAUUAAAGAAGCAAAAGCCCUUAAAACCAUUGGGGAGCUAUUUCAAAAAAUUCACAACUUAGACAAUACCAUGAUUAAUCUUAGAGAUCAUAAAAUUACUAAUUAGCCUAACAUUUAAUUCAAAACAGAUGUAUAUAGGGACUUGAAUGAUGAAGACGAUGAUCAAUAGGAAUAAACUGCAGUUUUAAACACCAAUCAUAUUAAUAUUUAGGAAGACUACGAUCAUCUCAAUAUUAUCAGAUCGGACACUCAGAUUUACAGAUUGUUUAAAGAGUUCUCACAAAUAUCUGAGACCCAAAAUCAAAAUGUAUAGUGUGAGGCCUACGCUAGAGAAAAGUCUAGCCAACUUUAGGGAAUUCUAAACGCCUUUCUUGAACGAAAGAAUAGCAUCAGAGGUUUUCUUAAGAAAGUUGACAUUAGGAGUAUCAAACAAUAAAAGCAAUCUGCUCUUCAAAAUCCAAAUAUGCGAUUUGAACUGAACAAUGAGAUUGCCUAACUUAACAGAGAGAUUGCAGAUCUAAAGAAAAACAUUCUUUCUUAGAAUUAAAAUAUCCAAAAAGAGAUAGAACUUUUAGACAGUACAAGGCAACAUCAGAUGCGAAAACUCAUUUAACACUACGCUCUCAAUACAAAUAAAAAAUAUUAAGAGACUCAUUCCUAUCUUGCAUAGAUCACAUAAUCUCUUCCCUGGCUAGACCAAGCUAAAAAUCUAGUGAUGUUUAGAGCCAGGUCUUGGUCUGAUAGUAAAAAGAAAUGA
Molecule: messenger RNA, 2175 nt
Organism: Stylonychia lemnae
Lineage: Eukaryota; Ciliophora; Spirotrichea; Sporadotrichida; Oxytrichidae
Source: the annotation of a GenBank genome assembly